This is a messenger RNA of Nakaseomyces glabratus, 588 nucleotides long. It is a transcript of the gene FUN14, whose product is annotated as Fun14p. NCBI's taxonomy places the organism in Eukaryota, Fungi, Ascomycota, Saccharomycetes, Saccharomycetales, Saccharomycetaceae. The record is from RefSeq and is a predicted model, not a curated record.
AUGUUGUUGCUAGGGAGAUUCACUGGUGUUGGAGCCAGACGGUUGUUUUCAAUGAAUGCAAUGAGACCUUUGCGGUCUGCCAUGCCUAUGGCGUGGAGACGUAGUGGAAAUGUUGGUCUCAAGACAGCCUUUAUGGGGCUUGCAUUUGCUGCGCCAUUUAGUGUCUCUAUGCUGACUCCAUCGAGAACGAUAUACAACGACACUGCCGUUGACAUCGGUGCCAAUGUUCUCAAGCAGACGGGGUUGAGUCAAGCAGAAGUAGAAGUGGUAAAAGGUGAACGUAAAGUGAGGUUGGAUUACAGAGGCCUGUGUCUGGGUUCUAUCCUGGGUGUUGGUGCUGGUGUUAUCAUCGGGAAAAUAUCUGGUGUUCUGGCUUACUUCACUGUUUUUGCCUUCCUGGUGUUACAAUGGAUGAAGAAUAGAGGAUUGAUUGAUAAGAAUAGUAGCCAGUUGCGUGGUCUUUACCGCGUGGCUAAGGUAGGAUUUGUGGAUGAAGAAGGCAAUGCGAGAUUUGUGAACAGCGAAAACUUGUGCUUCAAGUUGUCUUUCUUGUUAACUUUCCUGCUAGCUGCAGUUAAUACACAGUGA